Clupea harengus (Atlantic herring) is the source of this 2361-nucleotide messenger RNA. Its product is annotated as calpain-2 catalytic subunit-like. The record is from RefSeq and is a predicted model, not a curated record. NCBI's taxonomy places the organism in Eukaryota, Metazoa, Chordata, Actinopteri, Clupeiformes, Clupeidae. Gene Ontology annotation, cellular component: cytoplasm. Gene Ontology annotation, molecular function: calcium ion binding; calcium-dependent cysteine-type endopeptidase activity. Gene Ontology annotation, biological process: proteolysis.
AGUUCGUUUUCUUCCUCAAUCUAGUUUACGAGUUGAGCAGAGGUGGGAAAACGAGAGGCCAGCAGCAUCAUGUCCGGAGUGGCAUCCACACUGGCCAAGAAGAGAGCUCUGGCAGCAGGGUUUGGCACGAAUGCAAAUGCAGUGAAGUACCUGAACCAAGACUUCGAGUCGCUGCGGAGUCAGUGCCUGAGCCGCGGACAGUUAUUCUGUGACACCACCUUCCCUGCCGCACCUGAAGUCCUCGGAUUUAACGAGCUGGGACCACGGUCUUCCAAAACCAGAGGAGUGCAAUGGAAAAGACCUGGGGAACUGACAUCCAAUCCUGAGUUCAUUGUUGGAGGAGCCACACGAACUGACAUUUGCCAGGGGGCCUUAGGUGACUGUUGGCUCUUGGCAGCCAUUGCUUCCUUGACCCUGAAUCAGGAUGUCUUGGCAAGGGUUGUUCCAUCUGACCAAGGCUUUGGCGAUGACUACGCCGGCAUUUUUCACUUCCAGUUCUGGCAGUUUGGGGAGUGGGUGGAUGUGGUGAUUGACGACCGUCUGCCCUCCAGAGACGGAGAGCUGCUGUUUGUUCACUCAGCGAAUGGCUCAGAGUUCUGGAGCGCCCUGCUGGAAAAAGCCUAUGCUAAAGUGAAUGGGUGCUAUGAGGCCCUGUCGGGAGGCUCCACCACUGAAGGCUUUGAGGACUUCACUGGGGGGAUAGCGGAGCAGUACGAGCUGAGGACCGCUCCAUCCAACCUGUUCCAGAUCAUCCGGAAGGCCCUGGACUCAGGUGCUCUGCUGGGCUGCUCCAUAGACAUUACCAGUGCCUCAGACUCAGAAGCCGUCACCUAUCAGAAGCUGGUGAAGGGACACGCUUACUCACUGACUGGGGCUGUAGAGGUGGGAUAUCGAGGGCGUAGGCAGAGGCUGGUAAGGGUGCGUAACCCAUGGGGAACGGUGGAGUGGACAGGAGCUUGGAGCGACAGUUCUUCUGAGUGGAGCCAUGUCGAUGACUCAGAGCGUGAGAGCGUGAAGGCAGAUGACGGGGAGUUCUGGAUGGCAUACAGUGACUUCAUGAAGCACUACUCCCGGCUGGAGAUCUGCACCUUGACCCCUGACACUCUGACCUCUGAUGACCUGAAACACUGGAGUGUGUGCAAGUUCGACGGAAACUGGAGGAAAGGCUCCACUGCUGGGGGCUGCAGGAACAACCCCUACACCUUCUGGAUGAACCCUCAGUUCAAAAUCACCCUGAAUGAAGAGGACGAUGAUCCAGGUGAUGAUGAGGUGGGCUGCAGUAUCGUGGUGGGCCUCAUUCAAAAGAACCGCCGCAAACUGAGGAAGGUUGGCGAGGACAUGCACACUAUUGGCUACGCCAUCUAUGAGGUGCCCUCUCAGUUCCAUGGGCAGACUGAGGUCCACUUGGAUAAGAACUUCUUCCUGAGCCAUGCCCAGACGGCCCGCUCUGAGACGUUCGUCAACCUGAGGGAGGUCAGCACGCGCUUCAAGCUGCCUCCGGGAGAGUACCUCAUCGUGCCCUCCACCUUCGAGGCACAUCAGAACGGGGACUUCUGUGUGCGUGUGUUCUCAGAGAAACAGUCAGAGAUGCAACCAUGCGAUGAUCCUGUAGAUGCUGAGCUGGACUAUGACAUUGUAUCUGAAGAUGAGGUGGAUGCUGGAUUCAGGGGAUUGUUUGCAAAGCUUUCAGGAGAUGACGGGGAAAUUUCUGCAACAGAGCUGAAGACGAUUUUCAACAAGAUAGUUGCCAAAAGAACAGAUAUCAAGACAGAUGGCUUCAGUCUAGACACAUGCAGAACUAUGGUCAAUCUCAUGGACGACAGUGGCAAUGGCAAACUAGGCAUUGGAGAAUUUGCCACACUUUGGAAGAAAGUUCAGAAUUAUCUGACCAUCUAUAAAAAGAAUGACUUGGACGGCUCUGGAUGCAUGAGUACACCAGAGAUGCGCAUGGCCUUGAAAGAAGCAGGUUUCACCUUGAACAACUGUAUUCACCAGAUUCUGGCAGCACGUUAUGGAGAAUCAGACAUGACCAUUGACUUUGACAACUUUGUGUCCUGCGUGAUGCGCUUGGAGAUGAUGUUCAAAGCGUUCAAGAAGAUUGACACAGAAGAAAGUGGCUCUAUUGAGCUGGACUUCUUCCAGUGGAUGUCCUUUGCCAUGGUGUAGAGGACUCCAAAGUCAUAUGACAACAACCCUUCAUUUUUAAAUUCAGUAUUUCAUUCCGGAAUUAGAACUACAACUAAUUCAGUGUCAAUGUCUAAACUUGUUUUAAUUUUUAUUUUAUCAGAUGUGUGUAUUCUUUCUGGUGUUUUGGUGGGACUGGCCCUUUCCAACAUUAAAGCCAGUAUUUGUAAACAUAAA